AUGUCUAAUUCCUCACCUUCAAGCUAUUUCCUCCAGUCUUCUCACAAUCUAUCUCGUGACGACAUCUCUGAGCCUCGCUUUGUCAAACGCUUUCAUCUGAUGCUUCCUCAAAUCCCUGAUUCUCGUCCCGAUCCAGACGAGUACCACGCCAAGAUGGAUGACGACGUCCGCGUUAUGAUAGGCCCUAUGCGCUUCGGGUGGAAAUUAGACGAAAAUGUCAAAUCUCUCACCGACCAACAGUCCGGCGAUCUCCUCUGGCUCAUCAUAAGUGGGGCGCUUGACACUACCAAUCUUCACUCAGAGUGGAACACACCACAAGGCAGCACUAAUCGACUCUCUUUAUUCAAGAAGGCGCUCGUAGUCGCUGGCCCCGCCCUCAAAGAAGCCUUCGUGAGCGCCUUGCAAGAGAAUUCUUUCAAAUAUAUACGAAAUGCCGCCUUUUUACGGCAGCCAUUUAUUGAUCCAGCCGUCAGGCCAGUUGAAGACGAACAUACGCCGGCUGUUCCAGCUGUGCGUGGCGCUUGGGAAAGGGAGUAUGUUACCUCUACUGCUGAACAUUUUUGUAAUAUGUUGGAAAAGAUGAAGCAAAACAAGAACAUAGACUACGGGAAUACUGUAGCCAUCGUGCAGAGCUCGGGGACUGGAAAGUCUAGGAUGGUAGACGAGGCAGCGCGCUUUAUCUUCACGCUUCCCUUCAAUCUACGUGAUGACACUGCCUCUCACUUUAUGUCAUAUCCCUCCCCUGAUCCCUCUGUCCGUAACUACCUGCUGUCUCAAGAUAUGACUGAUAUCUCCGUCCGGACCUGUUACCACGCCUUCCUCAUGGUCCUCUUCAAUUCCGCGGAAAAAGAACUUUCGACACUCUACGGGGAUGGAAAGUUGGAGAAGGACAAAUUGGCGGACCUGUGGCGGGAUCAUCUCAAGACCGGACACUUUCGAGACGAAUUCUACAGGCACGUCGUCCUUAUCUCUACUGAGGAAUAUGAGAAAACUAAAUCUGCCGUGAAUCAAGAGGGCGCGCUCACAGACAUGACGAGCAAAGCGAUCCAAGCAUGCAGAAAGCUCCAUGGAACUCUCCGCGAUAAAGCUAGCAAUCUCCAAGGAAAUGUUGAUAUCUUCAUAUACUUCGACGAGGCUCACGUGUUGACUGAGCGUAAUCCAUUCGAUCGCGCAAAAUCGUACACCCUAUACAAGGUCUUGCGUUCAGUGCUCAAUGAAUUCCUGGAGCUACCAAUGUUUGUCGUAUUCCUCUCUACCACAUCUCAUGUCGGCGCGUUCGCACCACCGUUAGGCCUCAAGGAUUCCGCACGUACUCUUGCUAGCGGAGCUCACCAAGCACCAAUCACCGAGACCCCAUUCGACUGCGCUCCCAACAUCCUAGUCAAGCCGGACACGCACACCUUGGAGGAUGUGGCGGACGUGCGUUUCAUGGCACGAUUUGGUCGGCCCCUUUUUUGGACCUGGAUGGAGCAGAUAGCUGGCGUCGAUGGGAAUCGUUCGAUCGACACAUUCAUCGGAACCCUCAGAGGCAAGCUUCUCAGUGAUAAAGAUAUCUCGAAACCUAUGGCGGAAUACACUGCGCUCGGAAGGUUGGCCGUUCUCGACGUCCGGCUGAAUCUAGAGUAUGAACCGCUCGUGGAGGGUAAUCGGUCGCUGAAUUCUCAAGCGCAGCUCAUCAAAAGCCACAUGCGCAUUGCCUACUCCAUACCAGCACACCGUGAAUACUUCCGUUCUGGAUAUCCAAGUGAGCCGAUAUUGGCCGAGGCUGCCUCAAGACAACUGCACCUUUGGCGCACCGAGAGACAGACGGCGUUCUUCGACAUACUCAGCGAGCAUAUGAAAAACGGCCUUCUAGAUCGAGGAGAACGCGGAGAAGCCGUAGCGCGUAUGCUUGUUACCGAGGCCUAUGAUCGUGCAGUCAUCGAAGAAGGCAAGGCAGAAGGCAAGGCACACUUUAGUGAUGGUUGCACUGUUGUGGGGUGGAUCCAACAGUUCUUCCAGCAGGAGGUCGCCACUGCCAUCCUCGAUAGCACACCAGCGAACUGCGCAGGACAAAGGCUCGAAGAUGUUUUCAAAGAUGCAAGGCUUCGCUUCACUCAUUUCGCCAAAGCCGCCGACGAUCACAUUAUCAACACGCACUCCAUGUUUGCAGCCUUCGCCCGCGGCAUGGCGUUUACCUGUGGGAACGGCCAGAGUGCCAUCGACUUUAUCCUUCCAGUCCUUCUCAUGAAUGCCAAACUCAGUCCGUGGGUCAUGACCGCCAUAUUCGUCCAAGUCAAACGGCGCAAGAGGGCCGGGGAUUAUAAGAUAGACGCCGAGGCCUUGAAGUUUUUCCACAAGGAGGGGCCCGACAAGUUAGCAAAAGAUACCCGCCCGUACAUCACGCUUAUCAUGGAUCUCGGCGUACAGCCGAACCUUCCUGCUUACGCCACUCUCGCUGCUCAGGAUGUGAUCAAAAGACACAAAAACAAGGCCAACCUCCCCCAGGUAGCGCCUACCUUCACACCUACUCGACCUCUUAGUCCUUCAAAGAUCACUGUCUCCCAUACACCGCCGCCAUCGAGCUACAGUCAGCGCCGCGGUCCCCAGCCUGAGGCUCCCGUGAAAGGACAUCCACGCUACGAAGUCGGCGUAAAAGGAUGCUCCAAUACACUGUUCAAGGUAAUUGAGGAUGCAGACCGACAGAGAUACCAGGAGCUACUUCGCAUCAACGAGUUCUUGUAUGAACAUCCUCGGCCGGAGACCAUUCCCCAGGUGAUGAACCUGAAGCCUAUGUUUGCGCUCGGCAAGAACAGCUACGACUGGGUCGAGUCAAACGUGCUGAAUGUGGAGGGUGUCUCUCCAUCUGAACUCGGCGUUAACGAGCGCCGGUUCUGGGUAGGUGCAUACGAAGAAAGGAAUACUUGA
This is a messenger RNA of Stereum hirsutum FP-91666 SS1, 2907 nucleotides long. RefSeq lists its product as uncharacterized. The record is from RefSeq and is a predicted model, not a curated record. Lineage: Eukaryota; Fungi; Basidiomycota; Agaricomycetes; Russulales; Stereaceae. The transcript has 7 exons. The coding region runs from base 1 to 2907 and encodes 968 amino acids.